This is a messenger RNA of Sporothrix schenckii 1099-18, 942 nucleotides long. RefSeq lists its product as uncharacterized. NCBI's taxonomy places the organism in Eukaryota, Fungi, Ascomycota, Sordariomycetes, Ophiostomatales, Ophiostomataceae. Gene Ontology annotation, molecular function: protein binding. The record is from RefSeq and is a predicted model, not a curated record. The coding region runs from base 1 to 942 and encodes 313 amino acids. The transcript has 3 exons. Gene Ontology annotation, biological process: regulation of cell shape.
AUGGCGUUCCUCUUCAAAUCUAAGAAGAAUCAGGAGCGCGAAAAGGACCGCGUCCUCUCCAGCCGCGACGGACCUCCCGUGACCAGCUCGCAGCAGUCGUCCAUCGCCAGCAACGCCUCGCGCCUCGCCCGCGAUGAGAAGACCGCUAUGCAACGAUCAACACCCACCGGCAGCCUAAACUCUCUCGAAAACGACGGCACCUCCAGCCCAGACCAGGUCGGCUACGGCCGUCGCGCUGAACAAGUCACGUCGCAACAGUCUGGCGACUUGCAGUAUCGCAAUGGCCCCGGACCGACCCUGGGCAACUCAAACAUGUCCCUCUAUCCGUGGUCGCAACGGCGACUGACCUACACAACGUCAACAACAAGCCCGUUCCCGCGCUAUGGCGCAGCCGUCAACGCUACCGGGUCGAAAGAAGGCGACAUCUACGUCAUGGGCGGUCUCAUUAAUAGCCAGAAUGUCAAAGGUGACCUGUGGAUGGUUGAGGCUGGCGCCAACAUGUCGUGCUAUGAACUUUCUACCACCGCGGAAGGCCCUUCCCCAAGAGUCGGCCACGCCAGUCUUCUUGUCGGCAACGCGUUCAUCGUGUAUGGAGGUGACACCAAGAUUGAAGAGAACGACAUCCUGGACGAGACCCUAUAUCUAUUAAAUACCUCAACGAGACAAUGGUCCAGAGCACUCCCGUCUGGCCCGCGACCAUCUGGUCGCUACGGCCAUUCGCUUAAUAUCCUUGGCUCCAAGAUCUACAUCUUUGGCGGCCAGGUCGAGGGCUACUUUAUGAACGAUCUUGCCGCAUUUGAUCUUAACCAGCUUCAAAUGCCCAACAACCGGUGGGAGAUUCUCAUCCCUAACAGCGACAAUGGCGGCCCACCUGUUGGCAAAAUCCCGCCCGCGAGAACAAACCACUCGGUCGUGUCAUACAAUGACAAGAUGUAUUUGUAG